GGCUGUCAAUCUGCUGGAGCUACCUCUCCUGUCCCCAUUUUUCUCUUGGUUGGGGGGAGGAAUAGUGCCCCAUCGUUGGUGUCAGUGGGGGGAGGAAUAGUGCCCCAUCGUUGGUGUCAGUGGGGGAGGAAUAGUGCCCCAUCGUUGGUGUCAGUGGGGGGAGGAAUAGUGCCCCAUCGUUGGUGUCAGUGGGGGGAGGAAUAGUGCCCCAUCGUUGGUGUCAGUGGGGGGAGGAAUAGUGCCCCAUCGUUGGUGUCAGUGGGGGGAGGAAUAG
Molecule: messenger RNA, 274 nt
Organism: Staurois parvus
Lineage: Eukaryota; Metazoa; Chordata; Amphibia; Anura; Ranidae
Source: the annotation of a GenBank genome assembly